This is a messenger RNA of Ahaetulla prasina, 2614 nucleotides long. RefSeq names its product vacuolar ATPase assembly factor VMA21 (gene VMA21). The transcript has 3 exons. Gene Ontology annotation, biological process: vacuolar proton-transporting V-type ATPase complex assembly. Gene Ontology annotation, cellular component: endoplasmic reticulum membrane. Bases 105 to 410 code for a protein of 101 amino acids. NCBI's taxonomy places the organism in Eukaryota, Metazoa, Chordata, Lepidosauria, Squamata, Colubridae. The record is from RefSeq and is a predicted model, not a curated record.
CGAGAGGCCGGCUAGAGGGCGUGGUCAGCUGACCGGAAGGGGUUUCCUUCGCGUCCUCCAAGAGGGCUGGAGAAAGGACGGGAAGGAGGAGACGCCGUUCGGCCAUGGAGCGCUACGAGAAAGCGGCGCUCAACGCGCUUUCGCCCCCCGAGGCUCGAAGUGAAGUUUCAUUAGCCUCAACUUUAAGGACAAUGCUGUUCUUCACAGCUUUAAUGAUUAUGUUACCGAUUGGAUUGUAUUUCUCAACAAAGGCGUAUAUAUUUGAAGGUACCUUUGGAAUGUCCAACAGAGACAGCUACUUUUAUGCUGCAAUUGUUGCUGUGGUUGCUGUUCACAUCGUCCUUGCUCUUUUUGUGUACGUAGCGUGGAAUGAAGGCUCCCGGCAAUGGCGGGAGGGCAAGCAGGACUAAGAGGAUGAAUGGCUGCCCGACAAACAAAGAUUUGUAGGUGUGGUGCAAGCCUCAAAGACUUCCCAAAGUCCCUGCUUGAAUUGGAUAAGAUUGGUGGGACGGAAACAUUUCCUCUUGUUUGUAUGAAUCCGUGGUUUUAGGAGUCCCAAAAUUUAGCACAGCUGGGAAAACCAGUAAGAGGUGCAAUUGAGUACCUUUCAGAAAAUGUUGAUAAAUUUUCUAGACAAAAAACGUGGACUCCCUGCACUGUAAGUAGAUAGUAGAGAAUGCUUUCAGUAGACUUGGUAAUAUCAAGGUAAUGGUUGAGCUUCCAGGAUCAGUGAAAUGGAUUGGAUUCUUACAUCUUUGGGAGGGAAAUCGGUUUUGGGAUUCAAUUUGACAUUGAAACGGUUGGCCUUAACAUCUAAGAAACGCAGGUGUUUUUGGAACUGGUGUUCAUUUUGUUUGAUGACAGAACAGUGAUGCCAAAUUGAACCGGACUAUCACUCUAUGUGAUAGCUUUUCAUGUAAGAUGUCCCCCCUGAGAAUUAAGAUACUGAGUUUUGUCAAAUGCCAUGAUUGUGAAUUCAGUUUUCACUACCAAGGAGUGAAUUCCUUUAAGGAGGAGAUUUUCUUGUUUAAUGGACCAAGAUGUGAAUCAAUUUAUAAUCCAGGAGUCUUACAAAUGUUAUUUGGCCAUCCAAAAAUGUCUCCAUGUUGAAAUUUUAAAAGUUUUGUUUUGUUGUUCUUUGGGUUGAUCAAUUGCUACUUUCUCUUGGCAACCUAUUAAUUUGCUGCCUUACCUACAAAGAAAUGACCCCCACUGCAGUAACAUCAUUCCUCUUUUAUUGCUGCUGAAAAUCAUGGAUAUCACGUGUUGGAAUGAUUUUGAAAUUGGAAUUCGGCCUGAAUGUCCCAUUGCCAACUUUUGGUGGUGAGGGGAGGAAAUUCUCUCCUAAUAUGUUGUACGUCGUUUGUUGUGAAAUAACGAAAAUUCUCAUCCCUUCCCCUUUUCAUUGGUGAGAUGGUUGGAUAUGCAGCCGGUGCUGCUGCAAAAUAAUAAUAAUAAUAAUAAUUUUUGUAUAGUGUUUUCUUCACAAGUAAUGUGUGGUUCCCACAAAUUGGCCUAAUGAACAUUUCACAAAUGUUGAUCGGGAGUCAUGCUUGCUUCAAAAUUGAAUUAUUUCCCCUAAAUCUUGAUUACAUUGGAUUUCUAGAUUUCUUCAUGUUGUUUUUAACCAAUGAUUUUUGGUAAAAAAAAAAAAGAGAGAGAGAGAAAGAGAUCAGAUCAAACACUGGAAAUAUUUCAGAUCUGAAUGCAGUGCUGAUUUUCAAGUCAAAGAUUUGCAUUUUGUCAGAGAAAGCUUCCAAGUUGUGUAGCUGCUGCUUGCGUUGCGCUGCAAUGAUCUCGCGGCCCUUUUAAAUUCCACAUUUUUCUACUACACUGCUGUUCUUAUUUUGUCCUCUCUGAUAGAUUAAAUUUAUAUUAUGCAUAGCAAAUGCUGCAUUUACAGUCCAAAUGCAGUCGUACAGAUUCCCGGCUGAGCGCAAAGAAUUGAAAUGGCUGUAAGAGUAGUUUUUGGAUGAUCCCUUGAUAGCCAAUGAGUCGUAAAUAUUGUACCAUCAGCAUUUCUCCCGACGUUGGAUCGCUUCCUUAUAAAUUGGCUGGUCUGGGUGUAUAUUAUGGGAUGUAUCUGUGGUAUAUGCCUGCACUGAACUCUAACCAAGGAUAUGAUUGGGCUUCCCAUGUUGCACUAAGCGAUUGGUUUUUAACCCAGCACUUUGUGUGAGACUCACUCAUUAAGGUAUGGAAACUGUGAUUUCUGAUUUCAGGUUUUGUGCAAACCCAGUUAUUUAUACAAUAAAUUGUGUAAAUCAUGUGUGAUGUGACCCCCCCCAGUCUGCAUUUUCUUCAGAGGGGAGAACUAACUCCCAGCAGAGUCAUGGAACGUACAGUCUUCAGCCUGUUAUCCUGUAGAUCAGCUGUCUCCAAAAUUGGCACUUUUAAGACUUUUGUAGAUUUCAACUUCCAGAAUUUUCCCAGCUGACUGGGGAAUUCUGGGAGUUGAAGUCCACAAGUCUUAAAGUUUGGGUACCCCUGCUGUAGAUAUGAGUGUUUGGGACUAUGGGGCGUGGUAGUUGGGAAAUGGAGGAAAUUGCAACCCUGACAAACACCUGGAAUCAAUUCUUGAAAAAUUUCCAGCAUAAAUAUGCUUUCAUUUAGA